UGUAGUCUGCUGCUGAAGUUGUGGAACAUGGCCGCGGAGAUUCGGGUGUUGAACGAGGCUCGUCCUGCCGGGGACGUCUCCCGCGACUUACAGCGGCUCAUGAACAGGAUGAAAGGGGAACACAUGGUAGCAGGCGGGCGUGGGGUUGACUAUGAAGCCCUGCGUGACAGCGAGCUGUUUAAGGACUACCUGUGGAGAACCCUGGAGCUGAGGUCUGUGGACCUGUCUACUCUGCAGGACGCUGGGGAGAAAAAAGCCUUCUUCAUCAAUAUCUACAAUGCUCUGAACAUCCAUGGCCUGGUGCAGUGUAAACAGCUGCCGUCCUCUGUACUGGACGUACGACAGUUCUGGAAAACCACAGCUUACAACAUCGGGGGGGUCAACUUCUCACUGGACGACAUCGAACAUGGAAUUCUUAGAGGCAACAGACCACACCCAUCUUCCAGAGACUGCCCUUUCAAGAAGGAUGACCCGAGACUGAGAUUUAGCUUGGAAACUCUUGAUCCCAGGAUACAUUUCUCACUUGUUUGUGGUGCCAAAUCCUGUCCAGCCAUCAGUGUGUACAGUGGUGAGAACGUUGACCGUGCCCUGACAGCAGCAGCUAAGGGCUUCUGUGAACAGGAGGUGGUAGUCGACAUGAAGAGAAAAGAGAUUUCUCUCUCCAAGAUCUUCCAGUGGUACAGAAGUGACUUUGGGAAAGAUGACAUAGAGGCUGUCAGAUGGACUCUCCCAUACCUGAGUGAGGACAAACAGUAUGGAGUGGAGAGUCUACUAUCCACCCUGGAGCAGGAGGGGGGAGUCAGCAUCCUGUACUCUGAGUACAACUGGCACCUCAACGACACAGAGAUCAUCCUCACACCACAACAGGCCAGGUAUAAAAUGCUGGGAGUGCCUCUAGAAGACGUGGACACUUUGUGAAAAUGUAAUUUCUUAAAGGGAUUUGAUGCAAUUUAAGGCCACACCAAUUCAAUUUGUUGGUUCUCAGAUUUUUUCAGAAGAAAUAUGAAGUGACAGGGCGAAAAAAAUAAAAUAAAAACA
Molecule: messenger RNA, 1038 nt
Organism: Branchiostoma belcheri (Belcher's lancelet)
Lineage: Eukaryota; Metazoa; Chordata; Leptocardii; Amphioxiformes; Branchiostomatidae
Exons: 7
Coding region: 28-918 (296 amino acids)
Source: RefSeq, a predicted model, not a curated record